GCUGUUUUGGCGGGGUGGACUUCCGCCGGAAAAGAAGGCUGGCUUGUAAUUCCGAGUCAGCACCCGGCUGGUUUUCUGCCCUAGGCUCUGGUGGUGUGCACUGUUUACCGCAAUGGCCUGCGCCUCAGCGCGGUCCCCGGCGGACCAAGACAGGUUUAUUUGUAUUUACCCUGCUUACUUAAAUAACAAGAAGACCAUCGCAGAAGGAAGGCGCAUUCCCAUAAAUAAGGCUGUUGAAAAUCCUACAGCUACAGAGAUUCAAGAUGUAUGCUCAGCAGUUGGACUUAAUGUAUUUCUUGAGAAAAAUAAAAUGUACUCCAGAGAAUGGAAUCGUGAUGUUCAAUACAGAGGCAGAGUUCGAGUACAGCUCAGACAGGAAGAUGGCAGCCUCUGUCUUGUACAGUUUCCAUCACGUAAGUCAGUAAUGUUGUAUGCUGCAGAAAUGAUACCCAAACUAAAAACAAGGACACAAAAAACAGGAGGUGGUGACCCAAGUCUUCAGCAAGGAGAGGGAAGUAAAAAAGGGAAAGGGAAGAAGAAGAAGUGAUCAGGAGUGAUCAUCAGCAUGUGGCCCUACUGUAAGAGACGUGAAUGGAGGCGUCUUGUUGACAUCAUUUAACUGAACUCUGACCAUUUGUGUCUCCCACCUUCAUCGUCGGAGUUGACACUGAAGUGCAUUUACGCCAUAAGUUUGCAUCUAGCUUUUAUGCUGUAUAAAGGAAAGAUUUCCUGUUCUUUUUUUGUCUUUUGAUGAGUUCUUUUGGAAGAAAGAAGAAUAUUUUCAAUGGACAAUGACUGUUCCAUAAGUUACUUGAAAUUCUGUAUCUGUCUUCUGUAUAAAAAUGUAUUUCAGGUAAAUAAGUAUAAUAAGAUUUGAAAUACAGGCUUUGUUCACCUUUUAAGUUAAUGAAAUAAAAUUUUUAAUUCAUUUUUGUA
Molecule: messenger RNA, 936 nt
Organism: Jaculus jaculus (lesser Egyptian jerboa)
Lineage: Eukaryota; Metazoa; Chordata; Mammalia; Rodentia; Dipodidae
Gene: Srp19
Product: signal recognition particle 19
Exons: 5
Coding region: 113-547 (144 amino acids)
Biological process (GO): SRP-dependent cotranslational protein targeting to membrane; SRP-dependent cotranslational protein targeting to membrane, signal sequence recognition
Cellular component (GO): signal recognition particle, endoplasmic reticulum targeting
Molecular function (GO): 7S RNA binding
Source: RefSeq, a predicted model, not a curated record